ACAAAACAUGACCCAGCACCUCACUCCACUGCUGUAAAGUGACUCAGCUUUUUUUUCUUCAUCACCUGGAGGGUAGACACUCAUGGAAGAGGGGCCCUGGUGGUGAAACUGGCCCGGACUGGAGAAGAUCGGUAGCAGCCUGUGGCGACUGGGGACUGUACUCAUUUGAUGGUGGCUCCUGAAGGCUGAGAGGAAUUGCUCUGUGGUAAACAUUCUCAUCAGUGGAAGAAGCCAUACGAAGAGAUCCAGCAAUGAAUCCCCUGUGGAAGACGUAUAAGAGCAAGGUGAUGAAGACCCUGAAUCCCGACAUGGAGGAGGACGUGGCUGAAGAGGUGAGAUCAAGACUUGUCGAGCCAGAGGUUGACAUGACUACAGUGCAGCCGGAUGAGGGGCCCAAUGCCGUCUCACAGUUGGCCAAAAAACUGUGUUUUUAUCAGAUGCAGGGAGCGAGCGUGAGGGGCUGGAGGAAUGUCUCCGCUCUCUUCAACAAGGAGGACGAGCACCAGCUGCUGGAGUCAGAGCCAGAGAGCCAGGCCGAGCCAGAACCGGAGCCCGUACCUGACCACCCAUUAGCCAUGAGGCCAGAGGAGCCCCGACCCAACAAGCGCAUGACGGGGUUCUGGGACAACUUCUCCACAAAGUUCCAGCAGGCCAAGCAGGCCCAGGCGGCAGCAGCAGCUGCAGCCAUGGCAGCAGAGGACGGGGCAGAAGGAGGUGACGUGGAGGCGGGGAUUGACAACCAGGGGAGGAGCCCAGAGGUGGAGAACCAGGAAGAAGGAGGGGGUGAAGCAGAGGCCACAAGGGAGGAGGAGGGAGGUGGGGGGAGUGGCAACAGCUUCGCCAAAUACACAUCUCUGGGUGGGGGCAACGGGGACACAUCACUAAAAUGGAACUUUGUCACCAGCAAACUGGCUGAGCUGAAGACCAAAAGCAUGGCCAAGAAUGACUAG
This is a messenger RNA of Clupea harengus (Atlantic herring), 950 nucleotides long. RefSeq lists its product as uncharacterized. The transcript is spliced from 4 exons. Bases 252 to 950 code for a protein of 232 amino acids. The record is from RefSeq and is a predicted model, not a curated record. NCBI's taxonomy places the organism in Eukaryota, Metazoa, Chordata, Actinopteri, Clupeiformes, Clupeidae. Gene Ontology annotation, biological process: spermatogenesis.